Messenger RNA from Larimichthys crocea (large yellow croaker), 1068 nucleotides. RefSeq names its product lysosomal associated membrane protein 3 (gene lamp3). The record is from RefSeq and is a predicted model, not a curated record. NCBI's taxonomy places the organism in Eukaryota, Metazoa, Chordata, Actinopteri, Sciaenidae. The transcript is spliced from 7 exons. Gene Ontology annotation, biological process: establishment of protein localization to organelle. Gene Ontology annotation, cellular component: plasma membrane; lysosomal membrane; late endosome membrane. Bases 83 to 844 code for a protein of 253 amino acids.
UACAAGUCAAACCACAGCUGCAACACUCAUACUGCAGUCUGAAGCGUUCUUCUGUCAUUUUCUACUCUCAUCUUUACUAACUAUGAUGUUAAAGGGUCGCAUGGGUGGAUGGUCUCUUAUCUUCUUGGCUAUUAUUUCAGGUGUUCACCUCCAGAGAAAUGACAGCUCUGUCCAGCCAGCCUCUGACUCUGAGCCGCCCUCUGAGGCUCAGGUCUACCGGGCCAUCUUGCAACCUUCAGAGGCCAUUCCUCCAAUUGGGACCUACGUUCUGGAAAACAAGGACGGGAAAUGCUACAUCAAAGCCACUCUGGGAGUGGAGUUCAUUGUCAUUGAAAAGAAGAGGUGGUAUUUAAGCCUGGAUCCCUCCAGGGUCACGACCUCUGGUUACUGUGGACGAAGCUCUGCUGUAUUGUCCCUCACACUUCCCGACAACAGUGCCAGUCUGCUGUUCACCUUUGUAAAGGACAAGAAGGUUUUCUACGUCAGCAAGCUGGAUGUUAAACUGACUACGCCUGUCUGCGAAGAAUGUGCCAAUAAGAAUUACUCAGGUGUGAUGGACCAUGAGAAGCUGUUUAAAACAGCUAACGGACAGAGCUUCAGUUGCAAAUCUGAGAAUCUGUUUCUGACUUCGUCCCAGUUGUGGAUCAAGCUGGUUCCACUGCAGAUGCAGGCCUUCAGUCUGUCCAAAGGACAGUAUGGAAAAGAGGUGGAGUGUUGGGCUGACUUCAACAAGCGAGUUAUUCCCAUCGUCAUUGGGGCCACGGUGGUGGGCAUCCUCCUGAUUGCUUUGCUGACCUACCUGAUGGUCAAAGACCGCCGUAGACAAGGAUAUGACAGGAUCUGAGCUCACCCUGAAACUGGAUGGAGAUUUACUCCAGCUCACAGAACAUUUCAUUCUCAGUUCUUCCAUUGCCUUUGGAAGCUGAAUUACUCUUUGCAUUUCAUUUUACUUUCAUUUUGCUUCCAGUGAUAUUUUUUGUUGAUUGUUGUUGCAUUAUUCAAAAGUUGUUUAAUAAAAUUGAAGUGGGCUAAUUUGUUAAAGAGCUUAUAAUUCUACUUCUUGUAGUA